GGGCCUCCGCUUCCCAGGAUCAUGAAGCCCUCUCUGCUGUCGCUCUUUGUGCUGGGGGUUGUGGCCCUGACGGAGACCCGGGCAGGCUCGCACUCCAUGAGGUAUUUCCACACUGCCAUGUCCCGGCCUGAGCUCGGGGACUCCCAGUUCAUCACGGUGGGCUACGUGGACGAUCAGCAGUUCGUGCGCUUCGACAGCAGCAGCGAGAGUCAGAGGAUGGAGCCUCGGGCGGCCUGGAUGGACAAGAUGGAGGAGGAGGAACCGAACUACUGGGAGGAGCAGACGCAGAUCUACAGGAAGAACGCGCAGAUUUACCGAAGGAACCUGGAGACCCUGCGCGGAUACUACAACCAGAGCCAGGGCGGGCUUCACACCAUCCAGAGAAUGAUGGGCUGCGAGGUUUCCCCGGAUGGCAGCUUCAGGAAGGGGUUUUACCAGUUUGCCUAUGAUGGACACGACUACAUCGCCCUGCAUACGGAGACCCUCUCCUGGACAGCAGCAGACACUGGAGCCGAGAACACCAAGCGCAAGUGGGAGCCUGAGAAGAGCAUCGCAGAGAGCUAUAAAGCCUAUCUGGAGAAGGAGUGCACGCACUGGCUGAAGAAGUACCUGGAGAUGGGGAAGGAUGUUCUGCUGAGGGCAGAUCCCCCUUCUGCCAGAGUGACCCGGCACAGAGGCCCCGACGGGGAGGUGAGCCUGCGGUGCCGGGCCCACGGCUUCUACCCUGCGGAGAUCUCCCUGAUGUGGCUGCGGGAUGGCGAGGAGCAGCUCCAGGACACGGAGUUCAUUGAGACCAGGCCGGGGGGAGAUGGCACCUUCCAGAAGUGGGCCGCUGUGGCCAUGGCCCCGGGCCAGGAAGACAGAUACAGCUGCCGAGUCCAGCACGAGGCCCUGGCCCAGCCCCUCAGUCUGAGAUGGGAGCCCGAGGCCUCCUCCUUGUGGGUCAUUGUGGGGGUCACUGCGGGGGUCCUCGUCCUGGUCACUGCAGUGGUGGCUGGAGCUGUGAUCCUGAGGAGAAGGAAUUCAGGUGGAAAAGGAGGAGCCUAUGUUCCAGCUGCAGGACAGUGCCCAGGGCUCAGACCUGUCUGUUACAGCCACAGCUUAUGAGAAUCUCCUUGUGCAGAGCUGAGGAAAAAUCCUGGUUAUAUCGAAGGCCACAUUUCCUGUCUUGUUCCUGUUGACCUCUGACCUCUCCUCCUCAUCAUUGGCCCCUGGGAUCAUUACUGUACUGGACUGAUCCAAACCCAGGGAGAAUCAUUCAUGUCCUCAUCCUGUUAUCUAAGAUUCCAUCCCCCCGCCCCCCUGCCUUCUCUCAGUUUCUCUCAGUUUGUAGGGAAACAACCAGCACUGAGGGCCAAAUGGGGCUAGAAAUGAGCUUCCUUCACAUUGGAUGCUGCCCUGAACUCUGUGAUUUUUUUGCCCUUUUGUAAAAAUGAAUUGUAAAUAUUUAUUUAUUUAUUUAUUAUUUAUUUCUAAUAUGUGUACAUUGGUCAUUACUAUUAAUUUUUUUAAUUAUUUUUCUUGAUUCCUCAUCUUUCCCCCCAUAAUCUCCAAUGAAUUUUGUAAGGUCAAACUAAGUCCUUUGUGCUGCUCCUGUGAAUCAUUACCCCCCAUUGUUCAUGAGGAAAGCUCUCCUCAUCGCUUAGUCUGUACCAAAAUCUCUCCUCACCAGAGCAGUGAGGAAAUAAACUUCUCCAUGCUUCAC
Messenger RNA from Monodelphis domestica (gray short-tailed opossum), 1705 nucleotides. It is a transcript of the gene MODO-UB, whose product is annotated as MHC class I antigen. Gene Ontology annotation, cellular component: external side of plasma membrane. Gene Ontology annotation, biological process: positive regulation of T cell mediated cytotoxicity; antigen processing and presentation of endogenous peptide antigen via MHC class Ib; antigen processing and presentation of endogenous peptide antigen via MHC class I via ER pathway, TAP-independent. Gene Ontology annotation, molecular function: signaling receptor binding; peptide antigen binding. Lineage: Eukaryota; Metazoa; Chordata; Mammalia; Didelphimorphia; Didelphidae. The record is from RefSeq and is a predicted model, not a curated record.